CCCCCCGUCAUAUUGCUUCCCUGACGGACUUUUUUUUUUUUUUUUUUUUUGCACGGGAACCUCUUUUAAUGUGCGACUUUACGCGACUGCCAUCCUACUUACACCCACGACCAUACGAUACGAAUUAAUAUCUUCACCAUGACGACCAUGGCCCAGUCGCAGAUUCAGCUGCCCACGCCGCAUCCGGCACCAAGUUUGGACGUCACCAUCCCACCGUCCUCGAUAUCUCUGCCCACCGAUCCCAAUUCUCGACUCCGAAGCCGCUUAGCUCUGGACACUUAUUCGUCACCUGUCAAUCAAAAUGGUAGUUUCGAGUUCGACCGCGUCGUGAAGAGCGGCUACCUGCAGAAGCGCACGCAGAAGACAAAGACGUGGAAGUCAAUUUACUUCGUUCUCCGACCCAAUUCACUCUCAAUCUACCGAUCCGACAAGGAGGACAAGCUACGACACAAGCUGUACCUCGCCGACUUGACCGCCGUUGCUUUGCUCAAGGACCCCAAGAACAAGAGGAAGAACGUAUUUGGACUCUUCUCGCCAGCGAGGAACUACCACUUUCAGGCUAGCAGUAGCCACGAUGCGGAGGAAUGGGUAGAUUUGAUUAGGAGUCAUGCCCGGAUUGAGGAGGAACAUGAUGAGCUGCUCCUCGCAAGCCCAAAUGGCAAGCGACAAUCCUACGUGGUGGUUGGCAGAUCCGCCCAGGCCGGAGGAGAGAUGGCUCGAGCCGAGAGACUAGGAUCAAGUUCUCCCGAGCCGUUGGAGCCUCCAGUGCCACGCUUUGUCGGUUCAACCCAUCGACGUCCAUCGCAGAUGGCGGAUACCGCUGGGUACUCUGGCAACGAACUGGCCUCGCAUUCGGACUUCUCGGACAACGAGAUCCAGCGGAUACAGGGCAUGUCUAUCGAGGACUUGGCGGUCCAGUCGCCAGGCAAAGGCUCCCAGGACCGGCCAGGUCUCGACCGUAAUGCGAGCCAGCUCAGCGGUCUCAACAUUGAGCAAGACCCUGAUCGCGUUAUCUGGCAGGGCUGGCUUUGGUUCCUCCGCAGCAAGGGUGGCGUGAAGCAGUGGAAGAACCUCUGGGGUGUGCUCCGGCCACGAAACUUCAUCCUCUACAAGGACGAGUCUGAAUACACGGCGCAGUUUAUUCGACCAAUGUCAGCAAUAGUCAAUGUUGUUGACAUCGACCCGGUCAGCAAGACCAAGAAACACUGUCUACAGCUCAUUACAGAGGAAAAGAGCUACCGAUUCUGCGCCCACGACGAAGAAUCUCUGAUUCAUUGCCUGGGCGCAUUCAAAAGCUUGUUCGCCAAGAGGCGAGAGCUCGAAACGCGGGGUCCUACAGGAGGAAACCAGCCCACUACGAAUGCGGCAUGAAGCUGCAAGUCAUUACUAGGCAACCUACAGGAUUUUCUUUUUUAGCGGGAGUUUUGCCACAGCCUUUUUUUCUUUUGUUUACGAAGCAUGACGCAACGAUAUAUACUUGGGACUCUACAGAGUCGAGAAGGCGGGGGAAAACGCUUGCCAGCAGCUUUUCGACUUAGCUGCAGCUACGGUCAAGAGUCAAAAGGACAGUGACUCGAACACUGGUGGCAUUCCUUGGGAGAAGGAGAUGGAGAAUACCAGGCUACUCGGGGGGAGAAAGAAGCCUACCAGCCAACCGCUUUGUGUUAGUAUACCCUACCUUAGUGUGACACUAUGGGCAGACUAUGACUGCCGACCGUCUCAAUAUGAAGAGGCGGGUUACGUGUAACGAUGAUAAAUGAAUCAGUAUUCUACUGCAUUUCUUGGCUUGUCGUUGUAGCUCAGUGAUGGGAGGGUUUUUGUCCUUUGACCAGCCAAAUGUUGCUCAG
Messenger RNA from Colletotrichum phormii, 1847 nucleotides. RefSeq names its product PH domain-containing protein. NCBI's taxonomy places the organism in Eukaryota, Fungi, Ascomycota, Sordariomycetes, Glomerellales, Glomerellaceae. The transcript is spliced from 2 exons. The record is from RefSeq and is a predicted model, not a curated record. Bases 139 to 1371 code for a protein of 410 amino acids.